Molecule: messenger RNA, 1296 nt
Organism: Colletotrichum paranaense
Lineage: Eukaryota; Fungi; Ascomycota; Sordariomycetes; Glomerellales; Glomerellaceae
Product: exonuclease
Exons: 1
Coding region: 1-1296 (431 amino acids)
Biological process (GO): ribosomal large subunit assembly; rRNA processing
Cellular component (GO): nucleus
Molecular function (GO): exonuclease activity; nucleic acid binding
Source: RefSeq, a predicted model, not a curated record
AUGCCGCCCUAUCAAAAAGAGAGAAAGCACCAAUGUGCGAUCUGCAAGGAACGAUUCAGUACCAAAGAAGGUCAGCGACAACAUAGGCGCGCAAAACACUCUGAUGAGGUUCCUGCUCAAUCGACUAGAAUCGCCGGACUUGUACAAACUCUUCCGGUUGUUACCCAGCCAGCCAGAGCCGCCGAACCUGUCCGCCCACGUCCGUUGGUAGUAUAUCUGCCAACCAGAGCCAAAGGACCUGAGACCCCUGAGCUGCUCAGGAACCAGCCAGUCAAGGCUAUCGAAACUACUACGCCUAUGCACACCAUAUACAGGGGCAACAUGUACUCGCCAGCAGUCGGACGAAACGCUAUUUGGAACCAAAUCUCGGAUCUCUGUCACUCAGAGGAGAGACUCCGAAAGGAACGAUAUACUCUACCGACCACAAUGGUCAAUGCCACGCACGGCUCGUCCAGCAUGGCGUCGACAUUUGAUCUACCCUGUCCUGAUAAAACCCAAUCCAAUCCAAAGUAUGCCGCUCUCGUCAUAGACUGCGAGAUGGGCGGUACCGAACGAGGCGAAAACGAACUGAUCCAGAUCACUAUUCUCGACUUCCUUACGGGCAAUGUAUUGCUGAGCCGCCGGCUUGUAAAUCCAAGAAGACCCAUCUUAGACUGGCGUGAAGACGUCACUGGUCUCAAUGCGACCAAGAUGUCCGCAGCUCUUUUACGAAAUGAAGCUUUGGACGGCUGGGAGGCCGCGCGCGCGGAACUAUGGCGCUACUCUGACAAGGACACGAUUCUCAUCGGACAGUCAGUCCGCAAUGACCUGCGGGUGCUACACACCUUCCAUGCGAGAAUCAUUGAUUCCGCCAUCAUCACUGCAGAUGCCGUCCUCGGGUCGAAAUCGAAGAUUACGAAGAGGUGGGGCUUGGAGGCGCUGUGCAAGGAGCUUCUCGGUAUCCAAAUACGUUCUCCGGCCUGGGCGGCUGAGGGUGUAGCACACGAUGAUCUGGAGAAUUGUCUGGCGACCAGGGAAUUGGUGUUAUUCUGCGCCCAGAAUCCGGACCAGUUGAAAACUUGGGCUCAAAGAACGAGGAAGUCCUUCUUUUUAGAGAAGGGAAAGGGGAAGAAGAAGAAUGAGGGAAGAAAGCCACAAGCCGGCAAUGCGUCGUCUCCUGUAAUCUCCAGGCAACUCGCUUUUGUGAGAAGUGCGGCGUCUGGGGAAGAAUGGGAGGAUGAAGACGAAAGUCCGUUGAGGUGGGAAGAUGUGGUGGACUGGGAUACGUGGCCGAAGUCGCCGCCAGACUCAGAUUAA